CUCGUGAUGACAGCAAAUGACAGCAGCGGUGUUCUUCUGCAGAAGCCACUAUAGGCGCUAGCCAUCUAAUAUUCUCUCACAUCACAUUCAUUAAACCUUUUCAUCGCUGUUGUUUAUAAAGCAUUCAAUCGCCCCAUAGCGCAAACGUACAUUUGUCCGUAGCGCUCUCAGUGUGUGAGCUGGAGAAGAUGGUGAAGCCAGACAUCCACACUCUGGCCCAUCACCUGAAGCAGGAGCGUCUGUAUGUGGCUUCAGAGAAGCAGCUCAUCCAGAGGCUCAACAGUGAUGUGCUGAAGACUGCAGAGAGGCUGUACCGAGCCGCCUGGAUCGCCAAACAACAGAGGAUCAACCUCGACCGCCUGAUUCUCACCAGUGCCGAGGCCUCCCCGGCAGAAUGCUGCCAACAUGCCAAAAUGCUGGAGGAUACCCAGUUUGUGGACGGCUACAAGAUUCUUGGUUUCCAAGAGACAAUCUAUGGGGAGUUCUUGGCCCGGCUCAGAGAGAACCCCAGACUUGUGGCAUCGUGCUUGGUCGCGGGUGAGAGGCUGAACCAAGAGCACACCCAGGGUGUCAUCCAUACUGUCUUUACUUCACUGUACGGAAACUGCAUCAUGCAAGAGGAUGAGAGCUACCUGCUUCAGGUGUUGAGAUAUCUAGUUGAGUUUGAGCUGAAGGAGAAUGAAAACCCUCGGCGUCUUCUGCGCAGAGGGACAUGUGCAUUCAGCAUCCUGUUUAAGCUCUUCUCUGAGGGGCUGUACUCGGCCAAGCUCUUCCUUACAGCCACUCUUCAUGAGCCCAUCAUGCAGCUGCUGGUGGAGGACGAGGACCAUUUAGAAACAGACCCAGCUAAAGUCACUGAGCGCCUGACUCCAGCUCAGCAGGAGCGCUUUGGGGAGAAGGGGUCAGAGGAUUACAAACAGAGGGUGCAGGCUGCUGUGGAGGCCAAUGAGGCCAAACUCGUAGCACUAGUCAACAAAUUUAUUGGUUACCUGAAGCAGAACACAUACUGCUUUCCUCAUAGUCUCCGUUGGAUAGUCUCUCAGAUGUACAAAACACUGUCGUGUGUGGAGCGUCUGGAAGUGGGAGAGGUUCGGACCAUGUGCACAGACCUGCUUCUGACGUGCUUCAUCUGCCCUGCCAUAGUCAACCCUGAGCAGUAUGGCAUUAUUUCAGAUGCCCCCAUCAAUGAAGUGGCCCGUUUUAAUCUAAUGCAGGUGGGACAACUACUGCAACAACUGGCAAUGGCAGAUGAUGAUGCAGACCCUAGACGGAAAAGUAGUUUAUCUAAAUUCGAUAAAAGUUGUGUGGCAGCCUUUUUGGAUGUUGUGAUUGGAGGUCGAGCAGUUGAGACCCCACCAAUGUCUUCAAUGAACUUACUGGAAGGCCUCAGCAGGACAGCAGUUUACAUAACACAUAAUCAGCUACUGGCUCUGGUGGAUUUUGUGCGGAGUGUGACGGCAGGGGACCAUCUCAGAGAGGAGGAACACAUGGCGCUGGAGACCCUGCUCGCCAAUGUGCCUCAGUCCAGAGCCGUAAAGAGCAACAGUCUGGAGCUAACUCCCUCCAAUACCCCACAGCUAUCCCCAGCCACUACUCCCGCCAACAAGAAGAACCGUCUCCCUAUAGGACAACACUUAGCUGCUAUAACUUCCUGGGAUCCAACUUCCACUUCUCUGUCCGCUCACAUUCCUUUAGUAACCCCUUUUGUGGAGUUUGGCUGUGCAUUACCAGCUGCCCGUAGCCGCAGUCGUACCAACAUUGCCCAGGAGGGGGAGGCAGAGGCUAGCUCCCAGGAGUCCCUCCAAGAGCUGGCGCCAGAGGAGGUGCUGGUGAUUUCUAUUGGAACCGGACCGCAGAAUGUCCCCGGGAUGAUGUCAGAAAAUGAGGUUUUGAACUUGCAGAUGAGUGAUGGGCCUCAGGGAGAUGGUCCCACUGAUGAAUCUAAACUUCAUGGAAAACCAGACAAGACCCUGAGGUUCUCCCUUUGUAGUGACAACUUGGAAGGCAUCUCAGAAGGUCCGUCCAAUCGCUCUAACUCUGUGUCCUCUCUGGACUUGGAGGGAGAAUCUGUGUCUGAGCUCGGAGCUGGGCCAUCAGGAAGUAAUGGGGUGGAGGCUUUACAGCUUUUAGAGCAUGAGCAGGCUACCACUCAGGACAACUUGGAUGAUAAAUUGCGAAAGUUUGAAAUCCGAGACAUGAUGGGCCUGACUGAAGACAGAGACAUCUCUGAGACUGUAAGUGAAACCUGGAGCACAGAUGUACUCGGCAGUGACUUCGAUCCCAACAUGGACGAAGACCGAUUACAGGAAAUAGCAGGGGCAGCUGCAGAGAACAUGCUCGGUAGCCUGCUGUGUCUGCCUGGCUCUGGUUCAGUUCUGCUGGACCCCUAUGGAUCCACUAUAUCAGAAACCACCAGUGAGGCCUGGAGUGUGGAGGUGCUGCCCAGUGACUCAGAAGCGCCUGACCUGAAACAGGAGGAGCGUCUGCAGGAGCUGGAGAGCUGCUCAGGAGUGGGCAGCACCUCUGAUGACACAGAGGUCCGAGAGGUCAGCUCCAGACCCAGCACUCCAGGACUCAGUGUGGUUUCAGGUAUUAGUGCAACAUCAGAAGACAUCCCCAACAAGAUCGAGGACCUGCGGUCAGAGUGCAGCUCUGAUUUUGGAGGGAAGGACUCUGUGACCAGUCCAGAUGGGGAAGAGGCUGGCCACGGAGCACACCACCUGACGACACCACCAUCACAAGCGGACUCGUUACUGGCCAUGUUUGAUCCUCUCUCCACUGGUGAAGGUUCGUCAACUGGAACAAUUGUAAGACCCAAAGUACACUAUGCCAGGCCUGCCCAUCCCCCUCCUGACCCCCCAAUUCCUGAAGCCAGUGCCCUGGGACAUGAGGCACGUCACUCCAUGUUCACCCCCCACUGCUUGGCCCAGGUGGAGCAGAGACACUCAUUCCCCGACAGACUGGUACGCAGUCGCAGCUCAGACAUUGUGUGUCCUGGCCGCCGUCCCACCAGUGACCCCGGUCUGAACCGCAGGGUUGCUAUGGAAGAGCGAGAGUCGGGGGUCUUUGCCUCAGGACCUUCCUCUUCACCCAGCAAGGAUUCUCUUAAAGGAGAGCCUGAAGAGAGAAAGGACAGUGAUGAUGAGAAGUCUGAUCGUAACAGACCAUGGUGGAAAAAGCGCUUUGUGUCUGCCAUUCCUAAAGCUCCAAUAGCAGCCUUUCGUAAAAGAGACAAACAGGAGAAGGAUGACAUAACACAGGAGCGCAUCCCUCAAGAUGACCCAUUGCCCAGACAAAACUCUCAAGCCCAGGCAGCUGAGGACAUUCUGGACAAGUAUAGAAACAUAAAGAGGACAAGUCCAAGUGACGGAGCUACAGGGGGAGCCUCGUAUGAUGGAACAGGAGACCUGUGUGUCGAGGACCAUGUCCAUGACUCUUCAAGAGAGGAUGCACUACAAAAUAUAUCCACAGAUGACCUUCCAGAUUCAGCCAGCCAGACAGCACAGCAGCAUGACACCAAGUUCUCCUUUAGUGAUGCCAAGAAGAAACUGAGGUUGGCAUUGUGCUCGGCAGACUCCAUAGCUCUGCCCAUCAUGGCUCCUGCAACCACAAGAAAUGGACUCCCUGACCACAUGGAUCCUGAAGACAAUGAGAUCGUCUGCUUCCUGAAAGUACAGCUUGCGGAGGCCAUAAACCUGCAGGACAGAGACCAGAUGGCUCAGAUCCAGGAGACCACGCGCUGUGUCAGCCGCUUUGAUGCACGCACUUGCAGAAAGCUACUAGCUGCCAUUGCUGAGGACUACAGAAAACGUGCGCCAUACAUAGCUUAUCUGACCCGAUGUCGACAAGGUCUGCAGACUUCACAGGCACAUCUGGAGAGGCUGCUUCAGAGGGUGCUCCGAGACAAGGAUGUCGCUAACCGGUACUUCACCACUGUCUGUGUCCGCCUCCUCCUGGAACACAUGGAGUCCAAGAUGCUUGACUUCAUCAAAGCAUUUCAGGGCUGCACAGCUGCUGAUGACAAGACUGCAUCAGUGGAGGAUUUUCUGCGCUACUUAUACGGCGCCAUGGCCCGAGAUGCCAUUUGGCAGUAUGCAAGUGAGGACCAGCUGCAGGAUGCCCAAAUGGCUAUCGAGCGCAGUGUUAUGAACCGAAUCUUCAAACUGGCCUUUUAUCCAAACCAGGAUGGAGAUAUUCUGAGAGACCAACUUUUCCAUGAACAUAUCCAGAGGCUGUCAAAAGUUGUGACUGCAAACCACAGAGCUCUUCAAAUCCCAGAAGUUUAUCUAAAAGAGGCUCCUUGGCCUUCAGCCCAGUCUGAGAUCAGAAGCAUCAAUGCCUACAAGACUCCCCGAGACAAAGUGCAGUGUAUACUGCGCAUGUGCUCCACCAUCAUGAACCUGCUCAGUCUGGCCAAUGAGGACUCAGUGCCUGGAGCCGAUGAUUUUGUCCCUGUGCUGGUCUUUGUACUUAUAAGGGCAAACCCGCCCUGCCUGCUGUCCACCGUUCAGUACAUCAAUAAUUUCUACGCCAGCCGGCUGAGUGGGGAGGAGUGCUAUUGGUGGAUGCAGUUCACCGCAGCACUGGAAUUCAUUAAGACCAUCGACGAUCGCAAGUGAAGCAGAACAGCCACCUGUAUGGGCAGACUGCGGGGGAAGGAGCCGGGAGACUGAGAGACUUCCCAACCAACUGCUCCCUCUGCACAGCUAAUAAACCCUGGCCCGCCGCCUGCUCUUUAUUUGUAUAGCUUUGUACAUAGCCAGAGACUUUGAGAGACUACAAAAAUAUAUUACUAAGUGUAUGUGGACAAAUCCAGGUUUUAGCCGUGGUAGAAUAACGGCUGGGGAAAUAAUUGGCAAAAUAUUAAUCUUUAUUUUUCAUUUUAUCUUUGUCUUGUUUCACGUUUGGAGUCGAUAAUAGAAAUAUUUUAUAUAGAAAAUUACCAAUAUGAUAUUAAAUCAAAACAAAAGCUAAUCGUAUUGAAAGGGACCAGACUUCCUUGAUGUAAUCACUGAUCUUUAUUUUCCCCUGAGUGAGAGGGAAGGGCUUCCAAUUAAAUUACAAUUUAAUGUUCAUUAAAUGCAUUGUAACAUAGGGAUUUACAGUGCAUGAUGGUUACUGAUGAGAUCUAGUCCCUAAUAAAUUCAAAAUAAUACAAUACACACACAAGGCUAGCUAGCAUACAGGAAGGCAGCUUUUCUAUAUAACUUCAUUAAAUUCCUUAAAAAUACUGUCAUCACAAUUUGGACAAAAGGGCCCACAUAUUUAUACAAAAAGUGUAUUUAUUUCUAGUUCUAUUUAUACUUUGUUUCAUUCAACAAAGAAAACGCAUAUCAUGCCCAUUUGAUGAUGUCUGAGGCAAGUCUCAUUGAUAACUUGCUAAAGAUGAAAUAGGAAGGCACUUUAGUUAGUACAGCCCAUAGUUGGGGUGGUGGGCAAAUUAGACACAGGGUUAACUGCCAAAACUGGCAUUUAUGGAAAUACUGAAUACAGUGCCUUUGAUCUGGGGCGCUUUGUACAGGUAGAGCUUUUGGAUUUAUUUUUCUUCCUUUAGUUUUUUUAACCAGCAAAGACUGAUAGGCAUUAUCCCUAACCUUACACUCCAAUGGCCCAAACUGAUUUUACUUAAAAACUGAGAAACUCAUCCUUUUAAUAGAGCUUCUGUACAGUAGUGAUUGUCAUGGUUCAGUCCCUUUAAUGCAUUUGCGGUACUGAGAUUGAACAAAUUUCCCCUUUGAUAUUUUUGAUCCUACCUCAGCGUUGUGGUCAAUUUGACUGAUGCCCCACAUUGGUCGACAACAGAGUCCUGGAUCUCUAUAUUGCACUGGUUGAGGGUCUUCUUGUGAUUUUUAAAUGUAGGGCCUUUUUAUAAUAUCUACAGUGGAGUCUAGUUAGAAAAGUUGGUGAAACGUUGUGAUGCUUGUUCUAGUCACAUCUCUCACCCUUGAUUCACACAAGCCUUUGUUAUAGAACAAUAUAAAUGUUAGGAAUCGUUUUCUGAUCUUUGUACAUGAGAUGCCACACGUCCGCAUGGGCAAAACAUUGGAUUUUAGCUUUCUACCUCCUUAUGCAUUCAUUAAAGGGACUCGUUAUGUGCACUUAUUUCUGUUAUCUCCUCAAUUUGUGUGGUGUGUGGUAUCCCAGUAUCAUUGUACUACUCAAUUAUAAUCCAAGCAUGUAUGAUUAAUUGACAAAGUCUAAUUUUCUCUUGAAAUCUUCCAAUUCAUUUUGUAUUAUAGCUUUGUUAAUCUAUAUCUUUUCAUAAUAAUUUAAUAGACAGCACAAUAUUAAAACACUUAUAUUACUGACGUCAUAGUUUGCAUAGGACAUGGGCUAAUGAAAGCGUGAGAAACUGUCUAGAGUGUGCCUCCUCUUGUAAAAAGUCACAGGUAACUUUCCAUUGUGCUGAAACACUAUUGGUGGGUAUGUCAGACCUAUGAAAGGCAUUUCGUCGUCCAUGGAUUUGCAUAUCAAACCAAUUUAUUUUGCACAGAGAUGUCUUUUCUUAAAUAUCUGACAGGGAGCCGUGUACUUUUAAAACACCAUCACUAUGUAUAGCCUUUAAAGCAACAUUUGUUAAAACUAACCGCGGUGUAAUUAAGCUAGUUAUUGAGUGCAAAGUUAAGGACUAGACUGUUACUCUUCAAAGCUGAACAUUCACGUUUUAUGGACAACAGUUAAACAGAUGCAUUUUAUAGCCCUCUAUAGCAGCAGCAGUGCCAUGUGUAUGUAAUAUCCCUCCCAGAGUGUAAUCAAUUUGAUGAGAAAACCAUGCACUGGAAAAUCAAGUUGCAGGUUGCAUCUAUACUAAUUAGGUUUAUGUGAUGUCACUUUAAUUGGAAAUGCAUACUGCACAGAUCUGAUGAAAUUAUUUGGACCUGGCUUACGUUACAGCGUUUCCUCAUAUAACCUUUUACACUGUCCCAACCCUAAAUUAUACCCUUUAUUUUAUAUAUAAAGAAAUUGUAUUUGUGAAGUGAGUGCAGUUUCAAGCUCUUUGUAUGCAAACCUAUGACCAGUGGUGUCAAGUUAUAAUAAUGAUGAAAAAAAGGUUUCCAAAGCUUUACAUUCUGCUCCCUGUACAUCUGAUGCUCAAAGAGAGGAUGGAGGAAGUCAUCUAUGUAAUUUUAAUUGUAAGCUUGCACAACUAUGACAUAGCGGGAAAAGCCGGUUUGUCUUUACUGUGAUUAAUGCAUUAUGUAAUUCUUUAAAAACAAUAAAAUAAGCAGACAUUUUCCUUUUUAA
Boleophthalmus pectinirostris (great blue-spotted mudskipper) is the source of this 7245-nucleotide messenger RNA. RefSeq names its product GTPase activating protein and VPS9 domains 1 (gene gapvd1). The record is from RefSeq and is a predicted model, not a curated record. Gene Ontology annotation, biological process: vesicle-mediated transport; regulation of GTPase activity. Gene Ontology annotation, cellular component: endocytic vesicle; cytosol. Gene Ontology annotation, molecular function: small GTPase binding; guanyl-nucleotide exchange factor activity. The transcript has 29 exons. Bases 189 to 4619 code for a protein of 1476 amino acids. NCBI's taxonomy places the organism in Eukaryota, Metazoa, Chordata, Actinopteri, Gobiiformes, Gobiidae.